UUGCCCAGUUGACAUUGGGCGAGAGGCGGGCCACACCCUGGGGUGGUCGCCAGUCAAUCGCAGGCCACAUAUAGACAAGCAGCCAUUGAAAUUCACACCUAUGGACAAUUGAGCGCCUAAUGAAGUGGCAAUGUUUUUCCACACAGAUUUGAGAAAAUCCAUCGCAGGUCGAGUUCCCUCCAGGUCAGCUCCACCUGCCCUGGAUGGCGGUUUUGAAGUGUGUCAUGAAGACAUCUGACACCGUGGCGGUCAUGUGGCGUACACGGAAUCAGUAGAGCACAAACAAGGGAGCUGUGGACAAGGGGAACGCUAAAUUCUUGGAUUGGAAUCACCUUGGAGACGAAAGCAUUACUGCAUUAAGUGAUCAAGUGCAGUGUUUGAAUCAUGAAGCGCAGCAAGCACCGUGGACACAAGCAGGACAAGAAUGGAGACGACCCGGCCGUCCUGGAGACGCAGAACCUGGACCUGCAGGCCACGUUCAUGGGAGGACGCUUCGACCCGGACGCCGUCUCGCUGGCCUCGGUGACCGCCGUCACCACCAAUGUCUCCAACAAGAGGUCCAAACCUGACAUCAAGAUGGAGCCUAGUUCUGGACGACCUGUGGAUUACCAAGUGAGCGUGACUGUGAUCGAGGCCCGGCAGCUCGUGGGUCUCAACAUGGACCCCGUGGUGUGCGUGGAGAUCGGAGAAGAGAAGAAGUACACGUCUAUGAAGGAGUCGACCAACUGUCCUUAUUACAACGAGUAUUUUGUCUUUGACUUCCACGUCCCUCCGGAUGUGAUGUUUGAUAAGAUCCUCAAGUUGUCUGUCAUUCACUCCAAAAACCUCCUGCGAAGCGGAACACUGGUGGGGACUUUUAAAAUGGACGUCGGCACCAUUUACUCCCAACCAGACCAUCAGUUUAACCACAAAUGGGCCCUGCUGUCCGACCCAGACGACAUCACGGCCGGGUGCAAAGGUUACAUCAAGUGCGACGUGGCCGCGGUCGCCAAGGGGGACACCAUCAAGACCCCGCACAAGGCCAGCGAGUCGGACGACGACGACAUCGAGGGCAACCUGCUGAUCCCAGAGGGGGUCCCGGCGGAGCGCCAGUGGGCCCGCUACUACCUGAAGGUGUACAGGGCUGAGGGCCUUCCCAGGAUGAACACAAGCAUCAUGGCCAACGUCAAGAAGGCCUUCAUCGGGGAGAAUAAAGACCUGGUGGACCCCUACGUGCAAGUGCAGUUUGCUGGGCAGAAGGGUAAGACGUCGGUUCAGAAGAGCUGCUACGAGCCCAUCUGGAACGAGCAGAUCGUGUUCACCGAGAUGUUCCCGCCGCUGUGCAAACGCAUGAAGAUCCAAAUCCGAGACUCGGACAAAGUCAACGACGUUGCCAUGGGGACGCACUUCCUGGAUUUGAGGAAGAUCUCCAACGACGGCGACAAAGGCUUCCUGCCCACGCUGGGCCCCGCCUGGGUCAACAUGUACGGCUCCACGCGCACCUACACGCUGAUGGACGAGUACCAGGAGCUGAACGAGGGUCUGGGCGAGGGCGUGUCCUUCCGGGCGCGCCUGCUCAUCAGUCUGGGCGUGGAGAUCCUGGACCCCUCCUCGCCCGAAACCUCCAGCUCCGCCGAGGUGCAGCUGGAGGGCAUCCCCAACAUCUCGGAGAACGCGAGCGGGAAGCUGGAAGAAUUCUUCCUCUUCGGCUCCUUCCUGGAGGCCACCAUGAUUGACAGGAAGACUGGCGACAAGCCCAUCAACUUUGAGGUCACCAUCGGUUACUAUGGCGACGAGUUGGACGGCGCCACGCAGCCCAAGUCGUGCGGGAAGAAGAAGAGCGACGGCGAGGAGGAGACGGAACUCAUCCACGACUCCAGCGACGAUGAAAUGGACGACGGCGACCUGCCGUCCGUGGCGACCACGCCGCCGAUGAAACCCGUCGUCACCGACCGAAACUACUUCCACUUGCCGUACUUUGAGCGCAAGCCGUGCGUUUACAUCAAGAGUUGGUGGCAGGACCAGAGGCGGCGGCAGUACAACGCUAACAUCAUCGACAACAUCGCCGACAAGCUGGAGGAAGGUCUGAACGACGUGCACGAGAUCAUCAAGACGGAAAAAGCGUAUCCCGAGCGGAGGCUACGCGGCGUCCUGGAGGAGCUCAGCCAGAGAUGCAGUCAGUUUCUGGUGCUGGCGAAUACGGACCAGAACCUGUCGGGCAAAACCAAACUGGACAGGGAGCGAGUGAAGCUCUGCAUGUCCGAAGUGGAGGCCGUCAGCCAUCAGGCCAAAGCCAUGAGGUCGCAGGUCAAGAAGAGCACGGUGAAAGAGAAGGUCAAGAUGACGCACAACUUCCUCCAAAAGCUCCGAUUCCUGGCAGAUGAACCUCAACACGGCGUCCCAGACGUUUUCGUAUGGAUGAUCAGCAACGGGAAGCGCAUCGCGUACGCUCGCGUCCCCUCCAAAGACAUUUUGUACUCCGGCAUAGACGAGGAGCGAGGGAAGGACUGCGGCAAAGUCAAAACCAUCUUCCUGCGGAUCCCCGGUAAGCGAGGUUUCGGCCCUGCGGGCUGGACCGUGCAGUCCAAAAUUGAGAUCUACUUGUGGUUGGGUCUGAACCGCCAGCGCAAAGACUACCUGUGUGGACUUCCUAACGGAUUUGAGGAGAAUCGGCCCUCCAAAGGACCCGGCUUGCUCUCCUCGCCGCCCAUCAGCCUCACGUACACGAUGAAGCAGAUCUUCCAGCUGAGGGUGCACAUGUAUCAAGCUCGCAGCCUCUUUGCUGCCGACAGCACCGGACUGUCGGAUCCUUUCGCACGUGUUUUCUUCUCCACGCAAAGCCAAGUCACCGAGGUGCUGCCCGAGACGCUGUGCCCGACGUGGGAUCAGCUGCUGCUCUUCGAGAACGUGGAGUUGUUUGGCGAGGCCAGCGAGCUGCGAGACGAUCCCCCCAUCAUCGUCAUCGAGCUCUACGAUCAAGACACAGUGGGCAAAGCGGACUUCAUGGGCAGAACCUUCGCCAAGCCGGUGGUGAAGAUGGCCGAGGAGCACUACGGACCUCCGCGCUUCCCCCCCCAGCUGGAGUACUACCAGAUCUACCGAGGGAACGGCAUGGCCGGAGAGAUGCUGGCUGCCUUUGAGCUACUGCAGAUUGGCCCCAAUGGCAAAGCUGACCUCCCGCCCAUCGACCGUCCUGCGGACAUGGACCGCGGCCCGCUGCUUCCCGUUCCGAUGGGAAUCAGACCUGUUCUCAGCAAGUACAGAAUUGAGGUCUUAUUUUGGGGCUUGAGGGACCUGAAGAGGGUCAACCUGGCUCAGGUGGACCGGCCCCGUGUGGACGUGGAAUGCGCCGGAAAGGGCGUCCAGUCGGCCCUCAUCCCCAACUACAAGAAGAACCCCAACUUCAGCACGCUCGUCAAGAGCUUCGAAGUCGAUUUGCCGGAGAACGAACUGCUUCACCCGCCUCUCAACAUCCGCGUGGUGGACUGCAGGGCGUUUGGCCGCUACACCCUGGUGGGCUCCAACGCCGUCACCAGCCUGAGGAAGUUCAUCUACAGGCCCUCCGACAAGGAGGCCAACAACUGGUCUACCGCAGAGGAAAUCAUCGUAGUCCACAUGGAACCUGAGCCCGAUUUUAAGAAGAUGGACACAGUGGUCAAAUUAGAUUCUUGCUCUGACGCCGUGGUGAAGAUUGAAGAUGACGACAAGGAUGCAAAAGGUAGGAAGAAAAAGAGAAAGAAGGGCGACGGGCUGGAAGACGACGGCCUGGACGAGAGCAUGCUCGACUGGUGGUCCAAAUAUUUUGCAUCCAUUGAGACCCUGACAGAGGCGCUAAAGGGUCAAGAGGGGGCGCUGUCAGAUUCCGAGGACAAAGAAGACGCAGACCUGGCAGAUGGUGGAGACAUCAAACCCGAUGACUCUCCCGUAAAAGGCGGCAGGAGGGCCAAAGGCAAGAAGGACAAGAAGAAGGCCACCGUCGACCCGGCGGAGAAGAAAAAAGCAAAGCUGGAUGAGCUCAAAGUGUAUCCCAAAGAGCUGGAGAGUGACUUCGGCAACUUUGAGGACUGGCUGCACAGUUUCAACCUCUUCAGGGGAAAAGGCGGCGGCGACGACGACGACCGCAACGGCUCGGACGAGGACAGGAUUGUUGGAAAAUUCAAAGGCUCGCUGUGCAUGUACAAAGUGUCCGACGAGCUGCCCAGAGACUUGGACUCCAACAUGGGGAUGUUCCAGAAUAUUCCGCACAAUGAUCCCAUCAACGUCCUGGUGCGGGUUUACAUCAUCAGGGCGACCGAUCUCCACCCGGCGGAUAUCAACGGCAAAGCAGAUCCGUACAUCGCCAUCAAACUGGGAAAGAAUGACGUGAAGGACAAGGAGAACUACAUCUCCAAGCAGCUCAACCCUCUCUUUGGAAAAUCUUUCGACAUCGAGGCCACGUUCCCCAUGGACUCCACCCUCACGGUGUCCAUCUACGACUGGGACUUGGUGGGCACCGACGACCUGAUCGGCGAGACCAAGCUGGACCUGGAGAACCGCUUCUACAGCAAGCACAGGGCCACCUGCGGCCUCACCGCCAGCUACGCCACCCACGGUUACAACAUCUGGAGGGACCCCACGAAGCCCACCCAGAUCCUGGCCAAGCUGUGCAAGGACGGCAAACUGGACGGGCCUCACUACGGGCCGGGCGGGCGGGUCAAAGUGGAGAACCGCGUCUUCACGGCGCCCACCGAGAUCGAGGAUGAAAACGGUCUGAAGAAGCAGACCAAUGAGCACCUGGCGCUGAGCGUGCUCAAGCACUGGGAGGAAAUCCGGCGGGCGGGCUGCAAAUUGGUGCCGGAGCACGUGGAGACCAGGCCGCUCCUGCACCCGGACAAACCGGGAAUCGAACAAGGAAGAAUUGAGAUGUGGGUGGACAUGUUCCCCAAGGACAUGACGGCACCCGGUCCCGCCCUGGACAUUGCACCCAGAAAACCAAAGAAGUUUGAGCUGCGGGUCAUCAUUUGGAACACGGAUGAGGUGGUCCUGGAGGACGAUGACAUCUUCACCGGAGAGAAAUCCAGCGACAUAUUCGUCAGAGGCUGGCUCAAGGGGCAGCAGGAGGACAAGCAGGACACGGACGUCCACUACCACUCCAUCACCGGCGAGGGCAACUUCAACUGGCGCUUCAUCUACCCCUUCGACUACCUGAUGGCCGAGGAGAAGAUCGUCAUCUCCAAGAAGGAGUCCAUGUUCGCCUGGGACGAGACCGAGUACAAGAUCCCGGCCCGCCUCAACCUGCAAGUGUGGGACGCCGACCACUUCUCGGCCGACGACUUCCUGGGUGCGAUCGAGCUGGACCUGAACCGGUUCCCGCGCGGCGCCAAGACGGCCAAGCAGUGCACCAUCGACAUGGUGACCAACGAGGCCGACAUGCCCACCGUGUCCAUCUUCAAGCAGAAGAGGAUCAAAGGAUGGUGGCCUUUUGUGGCCCGCAACGAGGACGACGAGUUUGAACUCACGGGGAAAGUGGAGGCAGAGCUUCACCUGCUGACCUGCGAAGAGGCGGAGAAAUGCCCGGCCGGCGAAGGACGCAACGAGCCAGAACCUCUGGAGAAACCCAACCGUCCGGACAUCGCCCUCCUGUGGUUCCUGAUCCCCCUGAAGGCGGCCAAGCACCUGGUGUGCGACCAGUACCGCUGGCUCACCGUCAAGAUCGUCUGUGGCCUGCUGCUGGUGGCCAUCUUGGCGCUCUUCCUCUACAACAUGCCUGGCUACAUGGUGAAGAAAAUGUUAGGAGCCUGACUUUAUUGUUAGCAUUGUUGUUUUGGGGGGGGGAUUUGGUUUUUUUUUCCAGAGCAAAAUGCGCAUUCCAUUUGUGACAUGAUUAGUUGUAGACUUCUUGACAAGACUUCCGUUGGUUUGAAAUGUGGUGUUCUGUCAUGUUUCCUGCACCUUUCAAGUUUUUGGCUUGUGUUCAAAAUGAAUCUUUUGCCGCUUAAAUGCUGUUUUCUAAUGUUUGUUGUAUUGGGCGGGAAAACGCCUGACCGCAUAUU
Messenger RNA from Phyllopteryx taeniolatus (common seadragon), 6011 nucleotides. Its product is annotated as otoferlin-like. The transcript is spliced from 43 exons. NCBI's taxonomy places the organism in Eukaryota, Metazoa, Chordata, Actinopteri, Syngnathiformes, Syngnathidae. The coding region runs from base 385 to 5760 and encodes 1791 amino acids. Gene Ontology annotation, biological process: plasma membrane organization; synaptic vesicle priming. Gene Ontology annotation, cellular component: presynaptic active zone membrane; synaptic vesicle membrane. The record is from RefSeq and is a predicted model, not a curated record. Gene Ontology annotation, molecular function: AP-2 adaptor complex binding; calcium ion binding.